AGGGUCCAACGUACGGAUAUAUUGGAGAAUGGGCAGGUUCUUUGCCAAGCCGGCCUCAUCGGCCCCCUGCUUGUGGUUCGGCUACAAACGCUACGUUAUUCCGACACUGGCAUCGGCUCUGAGGCUCUGUGAUUGCACCUUGUGCAGUCCAGAGACACCAACAGCGAAAUCACAGCAACGCCCUCGAUCUUCUAUAUCAGAUAGAGUAGCCAUCAUGUCAGCCAAGAAAGAUAUGAGGAGGGCGGAUUUGAUAAUUCCAUUUCAGAUGCCUCCAUCGAAAGAGAGCUCCAGUGAUCUCAGUGGAACUCUUGGGAGCACCUUGCCAAUGGCUGCCAUGUUUACAAGGAAUAAAUUCGUUGGGUGGGCAUCCGUGGUUUUGGCAAUCCAGAACUGGUUGGGAGAAAGUGCUGAGGCAAAGAGGACCUCCAGCCAGCCGGCAUACUUCUCGGUCGGAAUGGGAAGUGGGUAGAUUCUUCUUGUGCACACGAACAUGGAUUGCUAACGAUUGAUAAAAUAGUCAUGGCGCUUGUUGUGACUUAUCUACCAAUGUUUUUACCUCCCCCAGCAGUGCCUGGCGCUGGUACCGGCACAGAAGCUCCAGCAGCAGCACCCCCCUCUUAAGUGGUAUAUGAUUUGAGGCUGGGUUGUGUAUGAUAGGGGCGAAUGACCUUGAAAAUAUCUACCAAAUGGAUGGUCUUGGGCUUGAAAGGUGACACUGGCCGUAUGGGCACUCCAAUUUUGGAAUGUAGGUGGUACUUUAUGAGGAGGUCUUUUUUGCAAUCAAAUUUGUCGUUGCGGACAAAGCAGUGACUUGACUCAAAACCCAACAGAAUGCCAUUAAGCCAUUCUUGUUGCGCUCCUCAAAUCUAGGGAUGGACGUUCACCUUUAAAUAUGAUAUGUAGUAGACCGAUCUUAACUAGCGUCAGGACCAUCGACUGUCUCGGAGAUUCGACGAGUAUAUUUUUUAGUUGAAGCUAAAGGUCUGCUAUGUGUCCGAGUUCACGGAAAGUAUAAACAGCUGUAUGAUUGAUGGCAUCUAGAACCUGGGCGGAAAUAUCAGAAGUAGUUUAUAUGACAAUGACAAGAACCAAGUCGCAAUGACCCAAUAGUUGAGGGGUUCUCGGGUGAUAAACGCUGGCGAUUACUGUGUAUUUCCCUAUGAUAGAUCCAACUCUGGGACAGCACUCGUCAGCUUCGCUCUGAGUGCUGUCCAAGAUACGCGCGAGUCUGUUCGCCUUCGCCGCGUGGUGAAUGCACUCCGUUGCCAAGAGGCUUCAAAAUUUGAAAGAAAAAUUGCCUUAGUUCACAGAUAUUGAUACGGAAGUGAAUCAUGGGGAAAGUCCCGCUCAAGGGCUCAGAUAGAGCGGCAUAAGCACCAAGCCCAGCCUUGCCUCAUACCUAGGUAGGUGUCUUCUGGACUGGAAUGGAAAGAGAGGAAAUCGAUGGGGCGUGACAGUCGACGAAGUCAACCAGUUCUCAGUUCUCGUCACAUUUCACGAAGGACAGAGAAAAAAACAGGAAAGCACAUGUCAGUGGUGAAAACCCUGAUUCAUCAAGAGAUUCAAUAUUGAAGUCUAUUGAAACUUGAACGAGCUCUUAUACCAGCAGCGGCUUCAGCCCUGUUCUCAGCUCAGCCUGAACUCUGAGCAGG
Molecule: messenger RNA, 1652 nt
Organism: Cadophora gregata
Lineage: Eukaryota; Fungi; Ascomycota; Leotiomycetes; Helotiales; Ploettnerulaceae
Exons: 4
Coding region: 29-469 (146 amino acids)
Biological process (GO): protein insertion into ER membrane
Cellular component (GO): endoplasmic reticulum membrane
Molecular function (GO): protein folding chaperone
Source: RefSeq, a predicted model, not a curated record